CCCUCUCUUCCCAGCCUUUUUGGGGAGGGGCUCUCCGCGCUCGGGGCAGUUCCCGAGGGCCGCCGGCACCGCGCUCGCGCUUCUAUUUCGCCGUCACCUGGAUAUAAUUGCCCGGCGAAGCUGCCCCCAGGAUGACCACGCUGGCCGGAGCCGUGCCCAGGAUGAUGCGGCCGGGCCCGGGGCAGAACUACCCGCGCAGCGGCUUCCCUCUGGAAGUGUCCACUCCCCUGGGCCAGGGCCGCGUCAACCAGCUCGGUGGCGUGUUUAUCAACGGCAGGCCGCUCCCCAACCACAUCCGCCACAAGAUCGUAGAGAUGGCCCACCACGGAAUCCGGCCCUGCGUCAUCUCCCGCCAGCUGCGCGUGUCCCAUGGCUGCGUCUCUAAGAUCCUCUGCAGGUAUCAGGAGACCGGCUCCAUCCGCCCCGGUGCCAUCGGCGGCAGCAAACCCAAGGUGACAACGCCUGAUGUGGAGAAGAAAAUUGAGGAGUACAAAAGAGAGAACCCGGGCAUGUUCAGCUGGGAAAUUCGAGACAAAUUACUCAAGGACGCUGUCUGUGAUCGGAACACCGUGCCCUCAGUGAGUUCCAUCAGCCGCAUCCUGAGGAGUAAAUUCGGGAAAGGGGAAGAGGAGGAGGCUGACCUGGAGAGGAAGGAGGCAGAGGAGAGCGAGAAGAAGGCGAAACACAGCAUCGACGGCAUCCUGAGCGAGCGAGGUAAGCAGCGGCGCGCUCCGGCGGCGCGCGGAGGGCCGACUCCUAGGCCGCGUCCGCGCUCAGACGUCGGGGGCCAGAGCGCCGGCCAGCCCGGGCCCGUGUCAAGCGCGCUGACUCGGUGCGCUCAGGCCCUUGCGCCCCGGCGCGCACUAGACGCUGUGCAGCCCUCCUGGGUCCAUCCUUCCAGCGCCUUUGAGCGGGUGGAAGGAGAAAGUUGGGAGGCCGGGGACAGCAAACCGACCUCACCCCCACCCCCACCCCCACGCCGCCUGGUCCCGGCCCUACGGCCAGCACCGAGAUCCGAACAGGCUCAGUCGGAGGAGCCAAGCCCCGGUCGCAGCAUCGGGGGCUGUGGGCAUAGACUCCGCCGCGGCCACUCAAUGGAAGCCUCUGUUCCUCCCCCAGCGCGGCCGAGCGGGCCCGCGGGCGCCGUCACAAUGUGUCGGCCCCCACUCCUGCGCCCUGCGCCAAAGCGCCGCGCCGCGCCGCCCCCUCCCCUGCGCUCCGGCCGGCUCGAAGCUUAG
Messenger RNA from Suricata suricatta (meerkat), 1238 nucleotides. RefSeq names its product paired box protein Pax-3-like. NCBI's taxonomy places the organism in Eukaryota, Metazoa, Chordata, Mammalia, Carnivora, Herpestidae. The record is from RefSeq and is a predicted model, not a curated record. The transcript is spliced from 5 exons. Bases 132 to 1238 code for a protein of 368 amino acids. Gene Ontology annotation, molecular function: RNA polymerase II cis-regulatory region sequence-specific DNA binding; DNA-binding transcription factor activity, RNA polymerase II-specific. Gene Ontology annotation, biological process: regulation of transcription by RNA polymerase II; anatomical structure development.